Messenger RNA from Serinus canaria (Common canary), 2522 nucleotides. It is a transcript of the gene KCNJ2, whose product is annotated as potassium inwardly rectifying channel subfamily J member 2. The transcript has 2 exons. The coding region runs from base 353 to 1636 and encodes 427 amino acids. Gene Ontology annotation, cellular component: plasma membrane. Lineage: Eukaryota; Metazoa; Chordata; Aves; Passeriformes; Fringillidae. The record is from RefSeq and is a predicted model, not a curated record. Gene Ontology annotation, biological process: potassium ion import across plasma membrane; regulation of monoatomic ion transmembrane transport. Gene Ontology annotation, molecular function: inward rectifier potassium channel activity.
AAACGUGCCAUGGCCGCCCGCAAAAAGGGGCCGCGGGCGGGCGGGAGCGCAGUGCGAGCGGAGCGGGCACCGGGCACGGCGUCGCCACGGAUCUUACCCCUUCUCCGCACCGGCACCUCCCUCGCGGCCGCCGCAGACCAUGCCCUCUCUAUGACGGUGGCUUGCUGAGCCCACCCUGCAUGCCAGAAGAGCGUCCUUGGUUGAUCCGAGGGCUUCUGGGGACUCCGGCCUCCGCCCGGUUUUUCCGCGUGUGUGUGUUCCUGUAGAACUUUCAAAACUGUUUCUCCAAAGGGUUUUGCAGAAACUCAGACUGUUUUCUAAAGCAGAAGCACCUCAGUCCCCGGCAGUAGUGAUGGGCAGCGUGCGAACCAACCGCUACAGCAUCGUGUCUUCGGAGGAGGACGGCAUGAAGCUGUCCACCAUGGCCGUGGCCAACGGCUUCGGCAACGGCAAGGGCAAGGUCCACACCCGGCAGCAGUGCCGGAGCCGCUUCGUCAAGAAGGACGGGCACUGCAACGUGCAGUUCAUCAACGUGGGCGAGAAGGGGCAGCGCUACCUGGCCGACAUCUUCACCACGUGCGUGGACAUCCGCUGGAGGUGGAUGCUGGUGAUCUUCUGCCUGACUUUCAUCCUCUCCUGGCUUUUUUUUGGCUGUGUGUUUUGGUUGAUUGCGCUGUUGCACGGGGAUCUGGAGAACCAAGAGAACAGCAAGCCUUGCGUGUCUCAGGUGAGCAGCUUCACCGCAGCCUUCCUGUUCUCCAUCGAGACCCAGACCACGAUCGGCUACGGCUUCAGGUGCGUCACGGAUGAGUGUCCCAUCGCCGUGUUCAUGGUGGUUUUCCAGUCCAUCGUGGGCUGCAUCAUCGAUGCCUUCAUCAUUGGCGCCGUCAUGGCAAAGAUGGCUAAGCCAAAAAAGAGGAACGAAACUCUGGUCUUCAGCCACAAUGCCGUGGUGGCCAUGAGGGACGGGAAGCUGUGCCUGAUGUGGCGCGUGGGGAACCUGAGGAAAAGCCACUUGGUGGAGGCGCACGUGCGGGCGCAGCUGCUGAAAUCCAGGAUCACGUCGGAAGGGGAGUACAUCCCCCUGGAUCAGAUCGACAUCAACGUGGGCUUCGACAGCGGCAUCGACCGCAUCUUCCUGGUGUCCCCCAUUACAAUAGUGCACGAGAUCGACGAGGACAGCCCCCUGUACGACCUGAGCAAACAGGACAUGGACAAUGCUGACUUCGAGAUCGUGGUCAUCUUGGAGGGCAUGGUGGAGGCCACCGCCAUGACCACGCAGUGCCGCAGCUCGUAUCUGGCCAACGAGAUCCUCUGGGGCCACCGCUACGAGCCCGUGCUCUUCGAAGAGAAGAACUACUACAAGGUGGACUACUCGAGGUUCCACAAAACGUACGAAGUGCCCAACACACCCAUCUGCAGUGCCAGGGACUUAGCGGAGAAGAAGUACAUCCUCUCCAACGCCAACUCCUUCUGCUAUGAGAACGAGGUGGCCCUCAGCAGCAAGGAGGAGGACGAGAUCGACACGGGGGUGCCCGAGAGCAUGAGCACGGACACCCACCCGGACAUGGAGCACCACAACCAGGCGGGGGUGCCCCUGGAGCCGCGGCCGCUGCGGCGGGAGUCGGAGAUAUGACUGGCGGGCGCUGCCUCUCCCGCGGGGCUGGAAGGACAAACGCCCACCGUGUCCGUCGGGCAAGGGCUCGUUGACCUGAGAAGCUGGCCCAGAAGAGUUUGCAGACAACGGUACUGUGGAAGAGUGCUGUGAAGGCAGCAGACCCGAGGAACCCAGGCUGGUUUUAGGGCUGUCCUCAGAGGAGGGACGACAGGAAAUGAACUCUAAACACAAAGCACUAAACAUGUCUAAGUAUGAACAGAAGGCACAUAUGUUGUAGAAUAAAUUAUGUAUAUAUUUUUUUACAAAACUUGAACUUGCAGGCAAGCUUUGGUUGGGUUAUUAUUAUUUUUUUGUUUUCAACUUUUUUCCAGAAUGCUUCUCUCUAGGGAACAAGAAUGUUUUUAAUGGCAUAACAAAGGCAAGAAUCUGCCUUAUUAUUAUUAUUAUAAUUAUUUUUUAAAAAGCUGCUGCUAACUACAUGAACACAAAUGGUUAUUUUUGUUGCAGUGUAGUUUUUAUUUUCUCUUGUGUAAUUUAAAAAGAAAAAAAAAAAAGUCAGUGUUGAACUUUUUGGGUUGAAAAGCUCAUGAUCAGUUCAGAGAGGCCAAUGUUGCCCGAAAGUUUAAACUCCUUUUGAGGCCAGUAGUUGAUAGCUAGAAUCAAUUUCUCUCUUUCCAAUUACAUAAGGGGCAUUAUGUAAUAUCAGGCCAAUCAGUAGCCUCCAGCAAAAUUAUGAUUUUUUUGGGGGGAGAAUUUAAUUCUCUGUCUAAAGGAAAGAACGAGACAAAAGAUAUGUAUGCAUAGGAAAAAGUACUAAGUUCAAACUACCUAAGUGGAUACCAAAGAAAAUGCACAGUUUUGCACAGUGGAGUUUAUUUAAAAAAAAAGAGAAAAAAAAAAGAAA